Molecule: messenger RNA, 2969 nt
Organism: Sitophilus oryzae (rice weevil)
Lineage: Eukaryota; Metazoa; Arthropoda; Insecta; Coleoptera; Curculionidae
Exons: 7
Coding region: 364-2055 (563 amino acids)
Molecular function (GO): protein binding
Source: RefSeq, a predicted model, not a curated record
UAAAACACCCUGUGCAAUAAUUUCGAGAGAGAAUUUUCCUGAAGCAUUAUUUUUCUGUUAGUUUAUAGAAAAUUGUUGAAUAGUUGCUUAAAGAGAGACUAAACAAAAUAAACUGACUUGGUUUUACAUGAGAUUCAUGGAAGAAUUGCAUUGCAAGACUUGGUAUUUUUUUUGGAUGGGAUUUUGAGUUAAAUGCAGCUUUUUCGUAGUCUUACAUCAAAACGUCGCAUUUUAAAAACGUCUAUAAACGAACUGAGAAGUACUGGGAUAUUGGAGCUAAUUUUAGAACUAACUUGUUAUUACGUAAAGUAAUAAAAAUAGGUGGAAAGCCUCUAGCUAAGUUAUGUUUACUGGCAUUUGAAAAUGUACUCCGGCGGCUGGGUGGUAGAUCAAAAUGAAGAGGCUGUUGUUCAAUCGCAGAAGGCUAAAACCGACAGAAACCACUCUUUUAGCAAAAAACUCUGGUACGAAUUGUACAGCUCUAAGCCCAGCUCUAGUGGUUGUCAAGGUAUCGGAAACUCAUCUGUGGUGUUUAAGUGUUUAGGUUCCCCCCGUAGAUACAGGGGGGAAUCCCAUCAUAUAUCUGUAGUUUUUCCAGAACCCAGUGCGAGUGGUAGUCAAGCCAGGUUUAUCGACAUAGACGUAGAUGAAAAUUCGGAAAAUCAAGAAUAUUCUUCUUGGAAUGUAUUGCCUGACUUAUUGUUGGAAGAAAUAUUCUCCUACCUGUCAAUCAGGGAAAGGUACUACGCCAGCUUAGUGUGUAGGAGUUGGUACAGAGCAUUUCAUCUACCUUACGUUUGGAAACAGUUUAUUUUGGAAGACAGUACUCUUACAAGGAGCAAAUUCAAUUACUACCUUGGAUGGCAGUACGUCCUAGACCACCUGAGAACCUCCCUGUGCCUCUCCAGUAUAGGCAAACACAUAAAAACCCUAAUAAUCAAACCAAUGUUCAGUUUUACCAACCUCUACGACUUUGUCAACAUCCUAUCUUGGUACACCGAGCAACAAGAACAAAAAGACAACAUUGUACUGGGAAUAGGUGGCAACGUGCGCCACCUCAAGUUCACGUUCCCUUGCAACAUGACCACUGAAGAAGAUGACGAAAGAAUCAGGCUUUUUGGCACAGGCGGCAAACUAUUGGCUGCACUGAAGAGACUGAUGGGUAACUUGAAGAAAAUGGAGUCACUAGAGUUGGUGGAUUUGAUGUUGGAACCUAACGAGGCUCAGUUUUUGUUGGACGAAGUAUGUCAAAUGUGUCAGAUGAGUAUGAAGAAACUGAGGCUGGUUAAUACGACGAAAGUACCGUAUCAGAUACUUCAUGUUGGUGUAUUUUUGAACCUUUUUGAACUGCAUAUUAGUCCACAAAAUAUCGGCAACGACUUGGCAGAAAUGCUGGGAUUCACACACUUGAAACAUCUACAUCUAGUCCAGAACCGAUACACCAUAGAUGAGGGUUUUAUCAAGCCGGUAUGUCAAAGGAUUUGGAAGAAAGUCAGGACUACCAAUCCACGACUCAACGUACAUCUGGAGGUGGAAAGCAAGAAGUACAGAUCUGUGGUAUGGCAAGAAGGGGCACCUGUCAGGAGUAUUGUUUAUAAUUCACCAUUGAUUGGGGUUAAAGCAGACAUACUUCUCAACACAAUAGACGUUUUUAGAGAAGAUCUACGAAUAUAUGGACAUUUAAAUGUACCAGAGUUUGAAGUUUCAAAACUGUUUGAUUCUAGGAACGAUGAAAGUUAUUUUAUGUUGGUCAGAACUUGUACUUAUCUCUCAACCCUGAUAAUAACUGAAAGAAUUUCAACAUCGACAGUUCUACUGUUGGCGUAUACAGGGCGAAAUCUAAAAUGGUUCCACGUAAGAGGCACCGACGUGAUCGAGCAAUGCGAUUGGCCCAAAGGUGUCGAAUGGACUGAUGACUUCUACGCAUGGCUUGAACUGAACAGUCAGUCCUACGAAUCAGUAGAGAAAGAAAUCUCACAAAUCCUAGGUUACAGGUGGAAAUUUUUGUCUGACGACGAGUUUCUCAACUUAGAGGUGGACCUACACGAUUAUUGAGAGUGGAAAAUUGCCCUAAAGGUUCUCAAAUACGUCGAAAUUUUGACAUAUAUAUCGUCUGUAUUUAUUCUCAUGUGAAAUGACAAUACAGGAUGUAUAAUAUUUCAUUAAUUUGACAAGCUUCGCAUUGUUGAAGCAUUUUAAAGGCUAAAUUUAGUCCUUUAUAUAGAGAAAUAACUAAUAGUUUACUUAAAAAAGACAUAAAACGCUUGAAUAUAAAAAAAUGAACGGUAAAUGUGUCUUUUAAGGCUAUAAAAUGAUCUUGAAACCCAAAAUGACUCUUCGGGUGUCUUCGGCAACGCGACAUUGACAAAUAAUAACACUAUAAUUUGUAAAUCUCACGGUAACGAAGACACCCGAAUGGUACGAUCAUUUCACGAACCUAAAACACACGAUUACCACAGGAAUGAUUACCUCCCUAAACGUCAAACAUAUAUCAACAAUACCUACUAUAAAUACAACGCGAGAUAAACGAUGUUGCUAAACUAAUAACUCACUAAAAAACUGAUUAAAAAUUAUGCAGUUAAUAGUUAUUUCAAUUUUUUUGUCGUAUAAACUUAACUACAUAAUUUGAAUUUUAGAUAUUAUUAUUCUUUUUAACAUUUCCUUAAAAUAGGGCUACAAUACUCUUCAAAACAAAGAGUUCUUAGACAGAAUUGGCAACGCUGUAUUGGAUGUUUGCACGGAAUAAAAAUGUGAACAGAGUUCCUCUAUGCUUGUAUCAAGUCCUCUAAUUAUGAGAGAGUGUAUAAUAAUGAACAUUUUUGACAGUAAAACUGUCAAAAAAAAGAAUGACGUACGGGGGUGUAUUGAAAUGGACUUUAUCAAAGUAUGAUGAGACUGAUAUUAAGAAAGUUAAUAAUUAUUAAAUAUAGUUAUUAUAAUUAUAUUAUUAUUUUUAUUUUUUACAAUAA